CGCCCACGCAGCGCCCACGCAAGAUGAACCCCGAAUAUGACUACCUCUUCAAGCUCCUGCUGAUCGGUGACUCCGGCGUCGGCAAAUCGUGCCUUCUGCUCCGUUUCGCCGACGAUACAUACACCGAGAGCUACAUCUCCACCAUCGGCGUCGACUUCAAAAUUCGCACGGUCGAGCUGGAGGGCAAGACGGUGAAGCUUCAGAUCUGGGACACCGCGGGCCAGGAGCGCUUCAGGACCAUCACCUCCUCCUACUACCGCGGCGCGCACGGCAUCAUCGUGGUGUACGACGUGACGGACGCGGAGUCCUUCAACAACGUCAAGCAGUGGCUCAACGAGAUCGACAGGUACGCCAACGAGAACGUGAACAAGCUGCUGGUGGGUAACAAGAGCGACCUCACGGCGAAGCGGGCGGUGGACUACGAGACGGCGAAGGCGUUUGCAGACGAGAUUGGCAUCCCCUUCCUGGAGACCUCGGCGAAGAACGCCACCAACGUCGAGCAGGCGUUCAUGACCAUGGCGGCCGAGAUCAAGACGCGCAUGGCGUCGCAGCCGGCGCUCAACCAGGGUCCCAAGGGUGCCACGGUCAGGCCGGGCGAGGGCAGGCCUGUCGGGAAGGCCAACAGCCAGUGCUGCUAAAAGGGGCGGGCGAGGGGGCUGAAUGUUUUUUUUUCCAGCAGCGCGGGGUUGGAGACCCGCCCGCGGUUUAAUGUCAUCGAUUGUUGAUACGCGU
Micromonas commoda is the source of this 732-nucleotide messenger RNA. RefSeq names its product ras-related gtp-binding protein. The record is from RefSeq and is a predicted model, not a curated record. NCBI's taxonomy places the organism in Eukaryota, Viridiplantae, Chlorophyta, Mamiellophyceae, Mamiellales, Mamiellaceae. Gene Ontology annotation, molecular function: GTP binding; GTPase activity. The transcript is spliced from 4 exons. Bases 24 to 638 code for a protein of 204 amino acids.